This is a messenger RNA of Rhineura floridana, 4646 nucleotides long. Its product is annotated as toll-like receptor 7. The record is from RefSeq and is a predicted model, not a curated record. Bases 78 to 3230 code for a protein of 1050 amino acids. Gene Ontology annotation, biological process: positive regulation of interleukin-6 production; toll-like receptor 7 signaling pathway; canonical NF-kappaB signal transduction. Gene Ontology annotation, molecular function: pattern recognition receptor activity; protein binding. Gene Ontology annotation, cellular component: plasma membrane. The transcript is spliced from 3 exons. NCBI's taxonomy places the organism in Eukaryota, Metazoa, Chordata, Lepidosauria, Squamata, Rhineuridae.
UCACAGCACCCCCAAAAAUUCUGCAGAGAAUGUUUCACAGGUAAGAAAUUGCAAGAAAUUGUUCACAUUCCCCCACCAUGGAGAGAGAAAAGAAAUACCGGUGCACACCUUUGGGACUCAGGGUAAUCCAUCCUUUGUUUUUCUCUAUGAUGACCCUGUUUCCAAAGAUGAUUCCAGCCAUACAUUUUCACAAAACCUUGCCUUGUGAUGUGAAUUCUAGCUCAGAAAAAUAUCUAGUGGUAAAUUGCACUGAACGUGGCCUCACAACAUUCCCAGAAGAAAUUCCUACCAAUGUUACUAACUUGACACUUGCCAUUAAUCACAUCCCAACAAUUGCCCAAAGCUACUUUGACAACCUUGGGAAUCUUCAGGAAAUUGAUUUCAGGUGUAACUGUGUUCCUCACAUGUUGGGCCCUAAGGAUCAUGCGUGCACCAGGAGUCUAAUGAUCAAACCGCGCAGUUUUGCCAAACUCCACAGACUGAAAUCACUGUACUUAGAUGCAAAUCAGCUCUCAGCAAUCCCUCUGGAUCUACCUCCAAAUUUGCGUCUUCUGAGCCUUGAAGCAAACUACAUUUUUUCCAUCAAUAAUUUGUCAGGACUUGGCAACCUAGAAAGUCUCUUCCUGGGUCAAAACUGCUAUUACCGCAAUCCCUGCCACACUUCCUAUGAUAUUAACGGAACAGCAUUUCAGGCCCUCAGAAUGUUACAUGUGUUAUCCUUAAAAAGUAAUAACAUAUCAAAUGUCCCACAGAAUCUGCCACCCUCCUUAACAGAACUUUACCUUUAUAAUAAUGUAAUACGCAAUAUUAGUGAGCAUGAUCUAGCCAACCUUCACAACUUGAAAAUUCUUGACUUAAGUGGCAACUGCCCUCGCUGUCACAAUGCUCCGUAUCAUUGUGUUGAAUGUGGUCAGGCAAGUAUUUUCAUCCAUCCCAAUGCCUUUGACUCCUUAAAGCAAUUAGAAGUCCUGCGGCUGCACAGCACCUCCCUUCACGCAGUGGAUCCGGACUGGUUUAAAAAUAUUGAGAAACUGAAAGUGCUUGAUCUUUCACAAAAUUAUUUGGCUAAAGAAAUUGAGCAAGCCCAUUUUCUAAAGUUUCUUCCUGAACUAGAAAGCUUGGAUUUGUCUUUCAAUUUUGAACUGGGGUCAUACCCUCAAUAUUUGAAGCUAUCAGAUACAUUUUCUAAUCUGACUCAAUUGCAGUUCUUAGGUUUGAGGGGUUACAUCUUCUCGGAACUGGGUCGCCAUACUUUACACAAAUUAAUUCCUCUUCGAAAUCUUAUGGUGCUGGACUUUGGGACUAAUUUCAUCAGGAACGUUGAUGUGACUAUGUUCAAAAAUUUCUCAGGUCUUCAAGUUAUAAAUCUUUCCUUCAAUAAAAUAUCUCUCAUUUCAAAUGAAUCCAGUGCUAAGUCUAACUCUCUCCCUGAGCAUUCAGGAGAUGAAAGUAAUAGUAUUGUGCUACAAGAUGUGCAGUAUUUCAGAUAUGACAAAUAUGGUCGAAGUUGCAAAUGUAAAGACAGAGAAGCUGCUUAUUUCUUGCCUGAACUGUCUUGUAGCAAAUAUGGAAAAACGUUGGAUUUAAGCAGAAACAACAUGUUUUUUAUCAAUUCCUCAGAUUUCAAGCAUCUCACUUUUCUUAAGUGCCUUAACUUGUCUGGUAAUGCUAUGAGCCAAACUUUGAAAGGAACUGAAUUCAAAUAUCUUUCCGGCUUGAAAUAUUUGGAUUUUUCUAACAACCGGAUUGAUUUGCUAAAUACAGAUGCCUUUAAAGAGCUGAAAGAACUGGAAGUUCUAGACCUUAGUGAUAAUAGUUAUUAUUUUAAGGCAGAAGGCGUCACUCACAUGCUGGGCUUUAUUGGAAAUCUGGUAAAUUUAAAAACAUUGAUCAUGAAUGGGAAUGAGAUUUCUACAUCCACUGAUAAAGCCAUGGCCAGUAAUUCACUAAAAACACUAGAAUUUCGAAAGAAUCGCUUAGAUGUUUUAUGGCAGGAGGGGACUGCUGAAUUCUGGUCACUGUUCAAGAACCUGACCAGCCUGGAGACUCUUGACAUUUCUGACAACUCUCUAAGCUUUUUACCUAAUGAUGUGUUUAGGAGCCUGCCUCCAAAUCUCACGGUGUUAAUAUUGGGCAGGAACAAACUGAAAUGUUUCCAAUGGAAAAAUCUCCCGCUUCUGAAAAACCUAGAAGCCUUGGAUCUUAGCAACAACCAGUUGAUUACAGUUUCCUGUGAGCUGUCCAACUGCUCUAGGACCCUGAAAAACCUCACUCUGCAAAACAACAGGAUCAAGAAGCUGCCAAAAAACUUUCUUCGAGAUGCUUUCCAACUGAAAUAUUUAGAUCUCAGUUUCAAUAAAAUCAAAACACUUAGUAAUUUCAGCUUCCCAAAAAAUGUUAUUGACAAUCUGGACACAUUACUUUUACAUGGUAAUCCUUUCAGGUGCGACUGCGAUCUUGUGUGGUUUGUCUCCUGGAUCAAUCAGACAAAUGUGACAAUUCCUUUCCUGGCAACAGAUGUGACUUGUGCUGGCCCGGGUGCAUGGAAAGGGAAAAGUAUGGUUUUGUUAGAUUUGAAUACUUGUGAGCUGAACUUCUCCCAGAUCCUGUACUUAUUGUCUGUCUCAGUCAUCAUGGUUCUGAUGCUGAUCGCAGUUAUGAGCCACUUAUAUUUCUGGGAUGUGUGGUAUAUCUAUCAUUUCUGCACUGCCAGUUUAAAUGGAUAUGAACGUCUUUCAUCUAAAGUAGUGUAUGAUGCUUUUAUUGCUUACGAUAAGAAAGAUUCAGCUGUGACCGAAUGGGUCCUAAAAGAAUUAGCUGGAAAACUGGAAGACGGGACAGAGAAACGAUUCCAUUUAUGCUUGGAAGAUAGAGACUGGCUACCAGGUCAGCCAGUCCUGGAUAACCUUUCUGAGAGUAUCCAAGUGAGCAGAAAAACUAUAUUUGUGCUAACAAACAGGUAUAUUACAAGCGGAAACUUCAAGACGGCCUUUUACUUGGCACACCAGCGCCUUGUGGAUGAAAAAGUUGAUGUAAUCAUCCUGAUAUUCCUUGAAAAGGUUUUGCAAACAUCAAAGUAUCUCCGUCUCAGGAAAAGACUGUGUAGUAGGUCUGUCCUUGAAUGGCCAACUAAUCCUCAGUCUCAGUGUUAUUUCUGGCAUUGCCUGAGAAAUUCACUAGCAGCAAACCAUAAAUUGAGCUAUAAUAAGCUUUUUAAAGAAAUGGUAUAGCUUGGUCACAUUCUAGGAAAAUGUUUCGUAGGAUAAGCCACCCUGAGCAAAUGGAAUGAGGCUAAAUCUCAGCCUUCACUCUGCAGGAGGUUUUUAAGCAUUGGAGGUAGAACUGAAUAGCAGCCACUCAUAAACCAUUAAACACUUUUUUUGGAGCAUAGGGAGGUUACCUUAUUUGAGACAACUGCUGCAAAGGAAGUCUAGUUUGUCAACUGAACUUUUCAGAUGAUAAAUAUUGGGAUACGUAAAGGAGCUUGUAGCUACAUGUCUCCUCAGUUUAUCUUUCCCACCUCAGAUGCUUAAGAGUAUAUACAAAACUGCCAUGAGGUGGGAAAGAUAAACUGAGGAGACAUGUUGUAGCUAUAAGCUUCGGUAGCCGCUGUUCAUAGGUUUUACUUGUGUAUAUAGGUCUUGUGCCUCUGCUAGUAGCAUCCUUGAGAAACCAGGAGAUGUCUUGCAACUGGGUGAAGAUAGCCUGUUUCCCUGCAGCAGUGUAAUGGCGAGGGAGGUUUGGAGAAGUCACUGGUUGAAAUCUCACGUCGUCUGUAAAGGCAAUUGGUAGCAUUCAGCCAGGGAUGGGAAAUGGCAGACCUGAGGGACACAUGCAGCCCUCCAGCCAUCUCUAUUUGGCCCUUGAGAACUCCCCUCCCUAGGCCAUAUCCCUACACAGACACUCUCCAUACCAGCCCUGCUUUGUACCUUCCCUGAUUGGCUUUGCUUGGUUGGACUGUAUCCUUGAACUCAGAGAAUGCUUCUUAUUUGCCUGGAUGGAGGCUAUAGAGGUCUGUUGUGGAAAUUAGCCUACUGCACAACAGUAAGAUUCACAUUUGCUCUUCUGCCCCCCCCUCCGGUUGCCCAGAUGGAAAUGUGGCCCUCAGGCUGAAAAGUAGUUCUCCACCUGUUCAUGAGGCAAAUCAGUGCAUCUCAGCCUCAGCUCCCGUAAAUAAUUUUGAUACAGAUUUGAUACAGAAAAUAAUUUUGAGGUAACUUUUUUUGCUUAUACUUCCUAUUAAUACUUACAUUGCAAAUAAGUUUAUCACAAUGGAUUAUCCAAAAUACCUUUAAAAUGGUAUGAAUCUUAGCUGACGGUUGUUGUUAACAUCUGGUGCUCUGACAAGCUACACCAGAAACCGGAAGGACUCAUAUCACAAAUACAGAUUUUCAUUUGACUUUCUAUAAGAGCGCUCCAAAAACCAGAAAUAAUAUACAUGCUGUUUUUCUAUGUCAUGGAGGAGUUCAGUGGUACCACAAACAGCUACUGCUACUUCUUUUUCCACUGCUAGAUUAAAUCUGCCCCCUGGGCUCCUACUGGGAGGAAGGGCAGGAUAUAAAUCUAAUAAAUACAUAAAUAAUAAAUCCUGCCCCCCAGAAUGACUUCUUCUUGCGUGUGAGAAUAUCCGCUUGCUAUGGAAGGUA